Molecule: messenger RNA, 1733 nt
Organism: Melanotaenia boesemani (Boeseman's rainbowfish)
Lineage: Eukaryota; Metazoa; Chordata; Actinopteri; Atheriniformes; Melanotaeniidae
Gene: slc25a10a
Product: solute carrier family 25 member 10a
Exons: 12
Coding region: 261-1121 (286 amino acids)
Biological process (GO): succinate transmembrane transport; mitochondrial transport; phosphate ion transmembrane transport
Cellular component (GO): mitochondrial membrane
Molecular function (GO): succinate transmembrane transporter activity; sulfate transmembrane transporter activity; malate transmembrane transporter activity
Source: RefSeq, a predicted model, not a curated record
AUUUCUAUCUAUACUUGACUCAUAUUCUUUGAACUUGAAUUCUAGGAUGCUAGCAUGCCACAUUUCACAAAACUAUAGCAGCGGUCAAGCUAUUUUUAUAUUAGUCUCACACUCUCCCUCCCACUAACCAGCUGCACCCCUUUUCUUGGCACAGAAACAUCGACCAGGCCUCACCAUCAGCGCUGAGAGAAAGAGAUGAAAAACGGUCUCUUUGGACAAAGUUUGAGGAGGCAACACUUUCAGUUUGUUUCAGUAACAACAUGCAGGAGAAUCGUGUGUCUCGUUGGUAUUUUGGUGGAGUCUCAUCGAGUGCAGCUGCCUGCUUAACGCACCCACUGGAUUUGAUUAAGGUGCACUUGCAGACACAGCAGGAGGUGAGGGUGAGGAUGAUUGGGAUGACUGUGAACGUAGUGAGAAGAGAGGGUUAUCUUGCUCUCUAUAGUGGCCUCAGCGCUUCCCUCUGCCGACAGAUGACAUAUUCUCUCUCCCGGUUUGCCAUUUAUGAGACAGUCAGGGACAGAAUAAAUAGGAAAAACAAAGGUCCCAUGCCUUUCUAUCAGAAAGUCCUACUUGGUGCCUUUGGAGGGUUUGCAGGAGGUUUUGUUGGGACCCCAGCUGACUUGGUGAAUGUCCGGAUGCAGAAUGAUGUCAAGCUGCCUGCAGAAUUCAGGAGGAAUUAUGCUCAUGUACUUGAUGGACUGCUACGUGUUUGGAGGGAAGAGGGAGUCAAGAAACUGUUCUCUGGUGCUACAAUGGCUUCUACUAGAGGUGCACUGGUCUCUGUUGGACAGUUGUCCUGUUAUGACCAGUCCAAACAGCUGGUUCUGGCUACUGGUUACCUCACUGAUAACAUCCUCACUCACUUCCUGGCCAGUGUGUUUGCAGGUGGAUGUGCCACAAUCCUGUGCCAGCCACUUGAUGUUGUCAAAACAAGAUUAAUGAACUCAAAGUUGGAAUACAGAAGUGUAUUUCACUGUCUAACAGAAACAGCAAAGCUUGGUCCUAAGGCAUUCUACAAGGGUCUUGUUCCCGCAGGCAUUCGGCUCAUACCUCACACAGUCCUCACCUUUAUAUUUCUCGAGCAGCUGAAGCAGCAUUUUGGCAAAGUGGUCAUCACCUGAAGGACGUUGGAGGAAGGUUGUAUUUGUUUAGCCAUGGCUACUGUGAGAUCUUCAUGGCACAUUCUGUCCUUGUUAAGCAAACUUUUUCUGGAUCAAAUGGAGUCAGGAGAAAAUGUCUUAUAUAUAUUACAUUGUCUUCAUCCAUAUAAAAAAAAAAAAAUGAAAGCAACUUAAGCAUAAAUAUUCAAAUAUUUUCCAGAUAAGGAACAGGAAUUCAGCUAAAAUGUCUUGUAUAUAUGUUCUAUCUUUCAAGGGAUUAAAAAAAGAUCCCUUGAUUUAUUUAUAUUCACCACUGUGAUGCCUAACUUGUCAUGAAUUGUGCAACUGUAAAUGUGACCCAAGGGAUGAUAAAUCAAAAUAAGGUUAAUAAACCAGAAAUACAUGAAAAUGGAAACUGUCUUUUCAAAUAAUUUCAGUUCAUAAGUUACAUGUCAGCUUCUUAAGAUGGCUUUACUCCUUUGGAAAAUAGUAAGCUGCUUGUUAAUAAUUUCUCUUACUUCACUUUCUGUGUGAGCAGAGUUUUGCUUGCACACAUUAAACAUCCUGUCAGGUCUCCUCUCUUAAAGCAGGAAUAAAAACUGAGCAGGUUCAGCUGGUGCAGAGUAAAGGUUU